AGCUGAACGCUGACACACUGAUGACAUGAAGGAGCAAAGCUCAGAUAUAAACACACGUACAGUCAGCGCUGACAGAAACACGGACGCUCAGCUGACGGAUUUUAUCAACUAAAACAGACAGAGAAAUCAUGUCGACUCAUGACACGAGUAACACGGCGGUGCGUCGCACCAGAGGACGAACAGAAAGCCAGCGUCCCGCAGAGAACGGCUCAAUCAGACAGCAUGAUAAUCACACAAAUAUGAGCGAUGCAACACUUAGAAAUGAAGACAUGGAGAGGAUGAAAGUGGAGCUGAUCCGACAUGUUCAGUCCCGUCUGAACGAGCUGCUGGAGCGAGCGCUGUCAGACUCCAUGCAGUCGCUCUGCAGGAACACACACACACACCCGGAUCACACACACACCCACGACAGGCACAAACCGGAUCAGGGGAAGGUGUUUGUGGCCCGGUGCUCCCUGCUGGAUGAGUUAUUCGAGAUCAGUCACAUCAGGACCAUCUAUCACAUGUUCAUCGCCGCUCUCUUGCUGUUCAUCAUCAGCACGUUAGCAGUGGACUACAUCGACCAGGGCAGGCUGGUUCUGGACUUUGAUCUGUUUUAUUACGCGUUCGGUCAGUUGGGGACGGUCGUAUGGGCCUGGACGCUCAUGCUCGCGUACGCUCUGCUCGGGCCGUAUUACAUUCUGAGCGUCUGGGCUUCACUGAACCACAGCCGAGGCUGGAGGACGUGUGUGUCUGCGGCGGCAGCGCUAACACUGUGUGCUGCUCAGACGAGCAUGCUGGGAAUAUUUCCAGUUUACAUCGUCCUGCAUUAUCAGCUGCCGCCAGCUUCACGAUUCAUCAUCAUAUUAGAGCAGAUCAGAUUUGUGAUGAAGAGCUACUCGUUUAUCCGUGAAACUACACCGGCCGUUCUCAAAAACACACCGCAGAAGGGCGAACCUCUGCGAUAUCCAUCUCUCUCCAGCUAUCUGUACUUUCUGUUCUGCCCGACUCUGAUCUAUCGGGAGGUUUAUCCGCGAAACCCGUACAUCAGGUGGAACUACGUUGGCAUGAACUUUCUGAAGAUCUUGGCCAGUCUGUUCUAUCUGUACUUCAUCUUGGUGCGAUUGUGCAUCCCUGUGUUCACAAACAAGAGCAACCAGCCCUUCAGUACACGGACAUUCAUCCUGGCGCUCUUCCACGCCGCGUUUCCAGACAAGCUUCUGGGAGCUGGUGACGCCGCGCUCGUGGAUAUGCAGCUACCAGUGACUUCUGCACAGAGCCCAACACAAACCCCAGCAGCUCGUCAGCAUCAGCCACGAUGACACAUUAUGAGAUAUAUUGCAUAACAUACUUAAUGACUUCAUGAAGCACAUCAGUCUCUCUGUAAAUGCCUUUUACUUUAAUUGAAUGUUGAUUUUAACUUGAUGACUGUAUAUAUUUUAAUUUAUGUAAAGAUGCACAUUAUUAAAAAUUAUAAAUGC
Molecule: messenger RNA, 1457 nt
Organism: Sinocyclocheilus grahami
Lineage: Eukaryota; Metazoa; Chordata; Actinopteri; Cypriniformes; Cyprinidae
Gene: soat2
Product: sterol O-acyltransferase 2
Exons: 12
Coding region: 129-1298 (389 amino acids)
Biological process (GO): cholesterol efflux; cholesterol metabolic process
Cellular component (GO): endoplasmic reticulum membrane
Molecular function (GO): cholesterol binding; fatty-acyl-CoA binding; cholesterol O-acyltransferase activity
Source: RefSeq, a predicted model, not a curated record